AUGGCCGAACCCCCGCCCAAACGCGCACGCCUCAUGCCUCCCGAAGGCUUCACGAAGACUAAGCCCAAGCAACCAGUAGCCCAGCCACCGGCUACGUUCCAAUCGGAUUUCGUUCAACCGGCGCCUAUCUCUGCUAAGAAUGCUCAAUCUACGGUCAUCAAUACCACGGAACCGUACGGAAAACCGUACGGAAAGGAUUGUCCUCCAUUGAGACCGCCCAGCACGACGAAGACGAAGGACACGCCUAUUCGAGCGCCACAACCUUUACGUGCGCCUGAUUUCGGCCAGCGGCCAGCACCUCAAACGCCUCCUGCCGAUUUGACCUCUCGUGCGCGUGCACUCAAACUCGCGGAAGCAUCUGGAUCUGGAUCUUCAUCCAUCGUCAAGACCACAUUCACGACAAAGCUCAACGUCCGCUCGCCGCUGGAUCCUCCGCUACGGCGAGUUCCGAAAGUACAGACGCCACAUCUCCAUCUCGACUCACCGCUCACGCCUAUCGGAGAAACUUCGCGUACUGCUUCACCGGCUGAACGCAGAGCGCUUGCGCCUCCCCCGCCACCGCGCCCAUCUUCUCCCACGCCUCUGCAAGUGCCCGUGCCACCACGCCCUCCAGAAACACCCGCUCGAAAACCGAUGUCGCAUAAGACGACCUCCGCUGCGAAGCUUUUGGAGUCUAUGCGGAAGAAGGUGACACCGACGCCUGCCGUCCCAUUACCCGGACCGCCCACUCUUCCAGCGGCUAUGCCUCCGCCACCGAUGCAGCCGCUCAAUACUAUCCAUCAACCUCGUCCGUCAUCGCCGGAGAAGGAGAUUGCGAAGAACGUCUCCAUUACCUCUACACGUAUCGCGCUCGCGACGGAUCUCACUACGGCAGGAGGCUCGGCAGAGCUGUUCGGUGUGAUGCUUGGAGCGUCGGGGAGGGAGCUGAGAAGUGCGGGAGAGAAAGAGCUCGCGAGAGGGUUGGAGAUUACUCCGACGAAACCCAAGUCGCGGAGAGGUGGUGUUGGGAAGGGCGUUGAGCGAGAGAAGCUGGCAAAUCGCGCACGGUCGAUCUACGAGAGCAGGAGGCUGAAGAAGACGCUUGACCAGCAUGCCAAGGUUGACGCAUUGGGCCCACCGAAGUAUAUGUGGAGGGUUCUUGAAGUCGUCCACCCUUCAUCGACUCGUUCAGGAGUUGACAAAGGAUUCCCGUCAGGAGGGCGGGAGAAUGAAGGCAAUGCCAUGCUCAUUCGCUGCGUGAAGGACGAUGCUCAGGCGGAAGAGAUGGAGGAAACGAUGGCGUUGCUAUCAGCAUGCGUGGCGCGGGUGAUUGCCGGAAGUUCGGUGCGCGUAUGGGCGCCUGUCGUUGUCGUUGAGAGCGAGAGGGAGAAGGUGUUGUUGUGUGCACGGUAUACAGUUGAUGAAGCCCCAGUGAAAUGA
Molecule: messenger RNA, 1419 nt
Organism: Peniophora sp. CBMAI 1063
Lineage: Eukaryota; Fungi; Basidiomycota; Agaricomycetes; Russulales; Peniophoraceae
Source: the annotation of a GenBank genome assembly